Molecule: messenger RNA, 852 nt
Organism: Cercospora beticola
Lineage: Eukaryota; Fungi; Ascomycota; Dothideomycetes; Mycosphaerellales; Mycosphaerellaceae
Source: RefSeq, a predicted model, not a curated record
AUGGCACACCGACAGGCCUCUCUGCUCACGAUCCCAUGCGAGCUUCGAAAUGCCAUCUACCUGCUCGUUUUCGAGAACGAGCGUUCAGAUUACCGAGGAGAGCACCCUCAAAAGCCAGAUGAGCUCGCAGUCGCGCUGGAGCUCGCUGCAGAGAGUACAUGUCCUCGGGCGAAGCGCAAUGGCAAUCAACUCGAUAUCCUACGCGUCUGCAAGCAGAUCCACGACGAAGCCCAUCUCCUAGCACUGUCCAUGACUUCUUUUAACGUCUCCGGCGAUGCCUCCUGGCCCGACCUAUUCGACCUGCGCUCGCGACCAUUGUCUGCGAGAAAGAUUGGCGCGAUCAAGCAUCUCACAUUGACCGCUCGCAUCAGUCAUUUGCGGCCAAUGAACGAAGCAUGGGCCGGGCUCCCAUUCGGUCAUCCCAGUCUAGACCUCGACACGUUGACAAUCCUACCAACGAGACCAGAUGUACACGCGCGUGCUCUGGCAGAAAUAGCAGACUUGUCGCAAUCGCACACGCUGGCAUACAUUUUGAGCGAGACUCUAAAGAGCUUGCGGAAAGUGAAGUGCGUGGAGGUCAGGAACGAGAUGAAGUUCAAUGAGGCGGUAUGGAAGCUCUUCUAUCGGAGCCUGGUAUACAGACUCUGGAGGUGGGGAGGCUACCGUUGUGGUGCUCGGUUCGAGACGGGCGAGACACAGCCUGGAGGAGCCGAGGUCGAGGCCAACAGGUGGUUCCGAGUUCACUUGCAGAAUGGGGAUAAUCGAGGUGUAGAGUGUGGUGAGGAGGUGGUCAGGCUGGUGGGCGACUCUGGUGAGCUGCCAGAUCCGAAUAUGGCCGGCGUUGGUCCUUGA